Marmota monax (woodchuck) is the source of this 2309-nucleotide messenger RNA. It is a transcript of the gene Scarb1, whose product is annotated as scavenger receptor class B member 1. Gene Ontology annotation, biological process: cholesterol import; cholesterol efflux; plasma lipoprotein particle clearance. The record is from RefSeq and is a predicted model, not a curated record. The transcript is spliced from 12 exons. Bases 126 to 1646 code for a protein of 506 amino acids. Gene Ontology annotation, molecular function: scavenger receptor activity; lipid binding; low-density lipoprotein particle binding. Gene Ontology annotation, cellular component: cytoplasm; caveola. Lineage: Eukaryota; Metazoa; Chordata; Mammalia; Rodentia; Sciuridae.
UCUGCGCGCCACCGUCCCGGGCCCUCCGUGCCGCCGCCGCCUGCGUGCUCGGAGUCCCGCCCGUCGCCUCUGUCGCCUGGUCGGCCCGUCGCCGUCCCCCCGGGCGGGCGCCUGGGCGCGCAGACAUGGGCGGCCGCUCCCGAACGCGCUGGGCGGCCGUGGCGCUGGGAGUCACGGGGCUGCUGUGCGCCGUGCUGGGCGCCGUCAUGAUCGUCGUGGUGCCCUCGCUCAUCAGGCAGCAGGUCCUCAAGAACGUGCGCAUCGACCCCAGCAGCCUUUCCUUCAGCAUGUGGAAGGAGAUCCCCGUGCCCUUCUACCUGUCUGUCUACUUCUUCGAGGUGCUCAACCCCGAGGAGAUCCUGAAGGGCCGGAAGCCGGAGGUGCAGGAGCGUGGGCCCUACGUGUACAGAGAAUUCAGGCACAAGAUCAACAUCACCUUCAACAACAAUGACACGGUGUCCUUCCGGGAGCACCGCAGCUUCCAGUUCCAGCCCGCCAAGUCCCAAGGCUCUGAGAGCGACUACAUCGUCCUGCCCAACAUCCUGGUCCUGGGUGCUGCGAUGAUGAUGGAGAACAGGCCCAUGAGUCUGAAGCUGAUGAUGACCUUGGCGUUCAGCACCCUAGGGGAGCGAGCCUUCAUGAACCGCACUGUGGGCGAGAUCAUGUGGGGCUACGACGACCCCCUCGUGAAUCUCAUCAACAAGUACUUCCCAGACAUGCUCCCCUUGAAGGGCAAGUUCGGGUUGUUUGCUGAGAUGAACAACUCGGACUCGGGGGUCUUCACGGUCUUCACAGGGGUCAAGGACUUCAGCAGAAUUCACCUCGUGGACAAGUGGAAUGGGCUGAGCAAGGUCAACUUCUGGCAUUCGGAUCAGUGCAACAUGAUCAAUGGAACUUCCGGGCAAAUGUGGGCACCCUUCAUGACCCCCGAGUCCUCGCUGGAGUUCUAUAGCCCUGAGGCUUGCAGGUCCAUGAAGCUCAUCUACCAGGAGCCGGGGAUGUUUGAGGGCAUCCCCACCUAUCGCUUCGUGGCCCCCAAAACCUUAUUUGCCAAUGGGUCAGUCUACCCGCCCAACGAAGGCUUCUGCCCGUGCCUGGAGUCCGGCAUUCAGAACGUCAGCACCUGCAGGUUCGGUGCACCCCUGUUCCUCUCCCACCCUCACUUCCUCAACGCCGACCCCGUCCUGGCAGAAGCGGUGGCCGGGCUGCACCCUGACCCGGAGGAGCACUCCCUGUUCCUGGACGUCCACCCGGUCACGGGGAUCCCCAUGAACUGCUCUGUGAAGCUGCAGCUGAGCAUCUACGUCAAGUCCAUCAAAGGCAUCGGACAAACCGGGAAGAUCCAGCCUGUGGUGCUGCCACUGAUGUGGUUUGGAGAGAGCGGGGCCAUGGAGGGCAAGCCGCUGCAGACGUUCUACACACAGCUGGUGCUGAUGCCCAAGGUGAUGCACUACGCCCAGUAUGCGCUGCUGGCCCUGGGCGGUGCGCUGCUGCUCGUCCCCAUCAUCUACCAGGCGCGGAGCCAGGGCAGCAAAGGUGACGGGGGCCAGCCCCACCCGGUGGCUCAGCCCGCCCGGCCCCCCAGCCCCUGCGCCCCGCUCCUCCAGGACUCCCCCAGCGGACGGCCCCCCAGCCCCACGGCCUGAGCCCCGCCAGCCACACCCUGCACCCCGCGUGCCCAGGCGCGCAGACACUCAGGGACGGAGCUGCGCCAGGGACGGGAGAGGCCGCCAGGAAGCCAUCAGGAACCUUCUCUCCAGGUGACCUGUGGCCUGGCCACAGGCGCCGUGGACAUUAGCCCUCUCCUGGGAGAGGAUGGCCACCACCUUCUGCUCCCGGCUCCCUGUAGCCAGCGUGGCCCCAGCCACAGAGGACGGGCCUGUCCCCUGCAGGCCUCCAGUGCCAAAGCCAGGCCAGCAGGGCCUGGUCCUGCCCCUCGCCGCAGCCCCUGGGCCUGGCCCGGGCUGGAGCGGCUUUGAGUGGGCCUCAGGAACAAAGGGCAGAGGGCACCCUGCCAGGCUCCCAGCGCCCUGCCCCGUCACAGCGGCCCCAGGCGAGGGUCCGGCCCUCCUCCCUGACCCCCAUUGUCCUGUACGCUGAGCCAGCCACUCCCUGGCUGGGUGGCUGCAGCCUACCCCAGCCACCCGGGUCCCCAGCUCCAGGUGCCCGGGGGAGGUGGGAAGGCCCCGGGACCCAUAGUGCCCCUGGUCCCAGGGACAGCCCAGGCCCUUUUUCUACUGGAAGAGAAAUGGGUUUGUGGUGUUUUAAAGCUGACUCACUGUGGAAGCAAUAAACUUUGUAAGAACUAA